Physcomitrium patens is the source of this 4261-nucleotide messenger RNA. RefSeq lists its product as uncharacterized. The record is from RefSeq and is a predicted model, not a curated record. NCBI's taxonomy places the organism in Eukaryota, Viridiplantae, Streptophyta, Bryopsida, Funariales, Funariaceae. Gene Ontology annotation, biological process: ribosome-associated ubiquitin-dependent protein catabolic process; rescue of stalled cytosolic ribosome. Gene Ontology annotation, cellular component: RQC complex. Gene Ontology annotation, molecular function: zinc ion binding; tRNA binding; ribosomal large subunit binding.
GAAGACGAGCUUUGCCAUUUGCGUUGAAUGAAUGUGUUGAGUACACGAGAACAGCGGGCUCGCGCACCCGCUCUUGAUUGAAGACUUUGGCUUCUCCAAGAGCGCUUUGCCGUUGUCUUCAGACCGGUUAUGGGCCGCAUCUAAGUUUCUAAGCAUCUGGAUCGUAGGAUUUUUCAAGGCAGCAGGUUGGAAUUGAGAUUAUCUCCUUCAGCCAUACAGAGCACUUUGUGCUCGAGCAGGUUUCGUGUUUGAUUCGGCGAGGCAGGUUAUAUCCGUUGGUGACGCUGAGUAGGAUAUGUUGUAGCGGAGGAGGCCUUUGUCGGAUACUUAUUUUGCUUUUUAGUUUUUGAUACCGAGGCGGUCGGCACGAUGGUGAAACUACGAAUGAAUACGGCCGAUGUGGCGGCCGAAGUACGCUGCUUGCGGAGACUGAUUGGUUUUCGUUGCGCAAAUGUUUACGAUUUGACUCCCAAAACGUACGUCAUUAAAUUAUCCAGGAGUAGUGGAGUUACAGAGUCUGGCGAAAGCGAGAGGUCCUUGCUCCUCCUGGAGAGCGGUGUGCGGUUUCAUACGACUGAAUUUGCAAGGGACAAAAGUACAACUCCGUCAGGGUUUACUCUUAAACUUCGGAAGCACAUACGUACUCGCCGACUGGAAGAUGUCCGGCAACUUGGCAUUGAUAGGGUGAUCGACUUACAAUUUGGUAUGGGGGAAGGUACCCACCACAUCAUCUUAGAGCUUUAUGCGCAGGGAAAUAUUUUAUUAACAGAUGGCGACUACAAUGUUCUCACCUUACUUCGAACCCACAAGGAUGAGGACAAGGGGCUAGUAAUGAUGGCAAAGCAUGAGUAUCCUGUCAAUGCUUGUCGAUUAUUUAAUAGAUUCUCGUUGGAGAAGUUGGAGGCUGCAAUGAGGGAUCAGAAAACACAGGCAGAUGCUGAUGAAUAUAUUGAUGCGAAAGAGGUAGUACAUGAUUCUGUGGCCCAAGAAACGAAGAAAGGGAAAGGGAAAGGGAAAACGGAAAAAGUUUUGAAAGAAAAGAAAGUCAAAACCUCUUGGGGGAAGAAGGAGGAUACUGGGCGCACCUUGAAGUCUGUCUUAGGAGGAUGUUUAGGGUAUGGACCUGCUCUUUGUGAACAUAUUGUGCUGGAUUCUGGACUGCAAUCAGGAAUGAAAGUGAGUUUGGGGCCUGAUGGGGUCCUAAGUAUAAGCAAGGAGAAUUUGGGUGACUUGAUGGGAGCUAUCUCCAGAUUUGAGGAUUGGCUGGAUAGUGUGGUGAACGGAGAUCGAAUUCCUGAAGGUUUCGUGUACAUGCAGAAGAAGAACAUAAAAAAGGAUAAAGUCUUGCUUGAUGAUCAACUUCAAGAGGAAGAGAAGGUGUACGACGAGUUUUCUCCAUUACAUUUGAAGCAGUUUGACGACCGAACUGUCAUGAGAAUGGAGACAUAUGAUGCAGCCCUAGAUGAAUUUUUCAGUAAGAUUGAGGGGCAAAGGGCUGAGCAGCAGCGCAAAGCUCAAGAAGAUUCUGCCUUUUCAAAGCUUGACAAAAUUCGUGCAGAUCAGACACAACGAGUGGAAGUCCUGAAACAAGAGGUCGACCAGACAGUGCGGAUGGCAGAGUUGAUAGAAUAUAACUUGGAGGAUGUUGAUAAUGCCAUUUUGGCUGUGCGGUCCACUGUAGCUAGUGGAAUGGACUGGAAAGAUCUCGCACGCAUGAUUAAAGAAGAGAAGAAGGCUGGUAAUCCUGUGGCCGGGCUCAUCCAUAGUCUUCAGCUGGAAAAAAAUCAGAUCACUUUACUUUUGAGCAAUAACCUCGACGAUAUGGACGAUGAUGAAAAAACACAACCUGUCAGCAAGGUCGAUGUAGACAUAGGGCUUUCAGCCCACGCAAAUGCCCGGCGCUGGUUUGAGCAGAAAAAGAAACAUGCUGUAAAACAAGAUAAGACAAAAGCAGCUCACGAAAAGGCAUUCAAGGCUGCUGAAAAGAAGACCCUCCAGCAGCUUGCUCAGGCAAAAAGUGUUGCUGCAAUUUCACAUAUGCGAAAAGUACACUGGUUUGAGAAAUUCAACUGGUUUGUAAGCAGCGAAAAUUAUUUAAUUAUCAGUGGCCGAGAUGCACAACAAAAUGAGCUUGUUGUGAAGCGGUACAUGAGAAAAGGAGAUUUAUAUGUGCAUGCAGAUUUACAUGGAGCAUCAAGCACUGUGAUCCAAAAUCACAAUCCUCUAUAUCCAAUACCACCUCUCACCAUCAACCAAGCUGGGGUGUUUACGGUGUGCAGGAGUCAAGCCUGGGACAGCAAGAUUGUAACUAGUGCGUGGUGGGUUGAGGCACAUCAAGUGAGCAAGACUGCACCGACUGGGGAGUAUCUGACAGUUGGCAGUUUCAUGGUCAGGGGCAAGAAGAACUUUCUCCCUCCUAACCCUCUUGUAAUGGGAUUUGGUGUGUUGUUUAGGCUUGAUGAUAGCAGUAUAGCAGCACAUCUGAACGAAAGGCGGGUUCGAGGAGAAGGUGAAGAAACUGAAGAUCACAGUUCUAGAGUUGUAACUGAACAAGGCAAAUUGCAGCUUCCUGGUGAAGGUGUGACAAGAGGAGUAGAGGACGAUGACACGUUAACUCUUGUAACUUCAAACAACGAUGUCUAUUCCAAAACCCCUGAUGCAAUAGAAGAGCUUGAUGGUGUUGGUGAAGAGGAAGAGCAAGAUAUAGAGUUUAAUGAGGAUGAAGUUGCUGACUCGAAAUGCCCCGAUGUUGAGGUAGAAAUUGGGAACCUGGAUGAGAAAGUGGAUGCAGGUAUAGAAGGGGAAGGUAGUAGCGAUGAUGCUUCAGGAUUGGAUGCCUUACUUGAUCGUGCACUUGAGCUGCGAGCUGGUCCAAAGAGGACCGAUACUAAUAGUAAAUACGGUCUAGACACUUUACCUGCUCAGGUAUCAGACACGGAAUAUGACUUGCCAGUUGCAAAAGCCUCUCAGAGGGAAAAACCAUACAUCUCUAAAGCAGAGAGGAGGAAAGCAAAGAAGGGAGGGAAGGUGGAGAAAGGAUCUGAGAAAGAUGCUAGUGCUGAAACAGUUGAUGGCGAAGAAGAAAAGACCUCCCAAGAGGAAAACCUCAAGACUAAAUCUGCAAUAUUCAAAGAUGAUAAAAUGUCCGAAUCAUCGCCUUUAGGAGAGAAAGUUGGACGAGGACGAAAGGGCAAGUUGAAGAAAAUUAAAGCAAAGUAUGCAGAGCAAGAUGAAGAUGAACGAGAACUGCGGAUGUCCUUGUUAGCCUCGGCAGGAAGGAAAGAUUUAAACUUAGCUGCAGCAUCUCUGAGCAAUAAGAAAGGCGCCAACGACAAUAUUAAGGCCGCCCUUCGGACUAAAACUGUUUCGAACCCUACUUCUGCUAGCGGCACUGAAGGGGAUGCGAUUGCGUUAGGCUCAAAGGUAUGUUACAAAUGCAAAAAGGUGGGACAUCUUGCCCGCGACUGCACCGUCACGGAUGUGGAGCCUCGUGCUGCCCAUGAAGAUAGGGCCACUCCUUUAACGACCACGUUCGAGUCAGAAAAGACAGAGGAGCAUAAUCUAACUGCAAACGUAGAUGAGGAAGCAGACCGUACUCAUGCGACGGACACAGGCAAAGUAGUGGAUGGGUUAAGCAGGAGAGCUCGAGCUAAGGCUGCUGAAAAGGAGAUUGCAGUACUCUUGGCAGAGGAGAAUGUGCAAGAACUGGGAGAUGAUGAACGAGACAAGCUUACAGAGCUGGACUCACUGACAGGUUGUCCAACAGCAACUGAUGUGCUGCUUUACGCGGUGCCUGUGUGUGCACCGUACCAGGCUCUGCAAGGCUACAAGUACCGAGUAAAAUUAACUCCCGGAAACGGCAAAAAGGGAAAAGUGGCCAAGUUUGCAGUGGAUAUUUUUAGCCAUAUGCAAGAGAUUACUACACGAGAAAAGGAGUUGAUGAAAGCUAUGACCGAUCCAGAGCUGGCUGCAUGUAUGAUUGGAAACGUCAAAGUCACAGCCCCUGGUUCGACCAAGUUAAAGCAAGCCCAGAAGAAAGGGAAGAAAGCUAGUAACAAAAAGGAAUAGCCAAACUUAGUGAUCUCCAUUUUUGUACUCGAGAUGUCACAUCCAGGACCACAGCUGCGUAGAGUUUCACCAGCACAGGAAAUCAGGAAAUUAUGGCGGAAUGUGAAGCUCAAUUUACAUUGUUGAAUGCUCAAUAACUGAUUGUUCAACACUCGAUUAUCAAGUUUCAGUUAGUGAUUAUUCUACAUCUUAA